Messenger RNA from Mus pahari (shrew mouse), 1467 nucleotides. RefSeq names its product N-terminal Xaa-Pro-Lys N-methyltransferase 1 (gene Ntmt1). Gene Ontology annotation, cellular component: cytoplasm. Bases 324 to 995 code for a protein of 223 amino acids. The transcript has 5 exons. Gene Ontology annotation, molecular function: N-terminal protein N-methyltransferase activity. The record is from RefSeq and is a predicted model, not a curated record. NCBI's taxonomy places the organism in Eukaryota, Metazoa, Chordata, Mammalia, Rodentia, Muridae.
UGCGGACAAAGGCAGAGGCCGCGAGGUGUCUGGUCCGGUAGAGUGGUGGCGGCUGCCGUGGGCUUUGCCAGCCUCCUUCUCAACCCGUCUUUCUCUCUCGGGUCCCUGGAGCCCCUACCCAGGUUCACCGACCAGACCUGGGCAGGAACUCUGGUGACCACGGAUUGGGUUAGAGGAAGCCACGUUGUUGGAGGCUGGCAAGACGUAUCUUCACUCGCGCCCGUAAAUCACUUUCCAAUCCUGAGUUUCCCCUCUUGAGAUAAGGAAGCAGCCACUGCAAGAGGAGCAGAGCGGUGGCUGGCGACUUCACGGCGGGUGACGUCAUGACAAGCGAGGUGAUUGAGGAUGAGAAACAGUUUUAUUCGAAGGCCAAGACCUACUGGAAGCAGAUCCCGCCCACGGUGGACGGCAUGCUGGGGGGGUAUGGCCACAUCUCCAACAUCGACCUCAACAGCUCCCGGAAGUUUCUACAGAGGUUUUUAAGGGAAGGCCCAAACAAGACAGGGACUUCCUGUGCCCUGGACUGUGGCGCUGGCAUUGGAAGGAUCACCAAACGCCUGCUCCUGCCGCUCUUCAGGGUGGUUGACAUGGUCGACGUGACAGAAGACUUUCUAGCCAAAGCCAAGACCUACCUUGGGGAAGAGGGCAAGAGGGUGAGGAACUACUUCUGCUGUGGGUUGCAGGACUUCAGCCCUGAGCCCAGCUCCUAUGACGUGAUCUGGAUCCAGUGGGUGAUAGGCCACCUGACAGAUCAGCACCUCGCUGAGUUUCUGCGCCGCUGCAAGCGGGGCCUACGCCCCAAUGGCAUCAUCGUCAUCAAAGAUAACAUGGCCCAGGAGGGUGUGAUCCUGGAUGACGUGGACAGCAGUGUGUGCCGUGACCUCGAGGUGGUCCGCCGGAUCAUCCGCAGUGCAGGCCUCAGCCUCCUGGCUGAGGAGCGCCAGGAGAACCUGCCAGAUGAGAUCUAUCAUGUCUACAGCUUCGCCCUGAGAUGAAGCCAGGGCCAGAGCUGGUGGCCAGCAGCUGGCAGGUCAAGAGACACACCAUUGACUCCAGUGGGAAGGGACAAGCCCCAGGGGAGGUGUUCCCUGAAUUGGGGCAAUGCAGCCGUCACUCCAAAGCACCCUGGCAACUUCCCACGGGGCUUAUGGAGUUGUCACCCACUGGACUAGCUGCCUAAGGGGAAAACCUUCACUUGGUUGCCUAGGACCUCAAGUGUGUGGACUCCUGAGUUCCAGGACAGCCGGGCCACUUGGUACCUGCAGACAGUACCACUUACAGGAAUGGUCACAGCCCCACAUCCUCUUUGGUGAUGGGACACAGCUCCUGGGAGUUCCUUUCCGACAGGCACAUGCAGCCAAUAAAAGGGUGAGCCCUGUUCUCAAAUGCCCCAGGCAGUCUGUGUGUGGAUGUGUGUCAGAUAGCUUGAGAGUGCCAAAUUGUCAUACAGAGACACAGAGUUUAAUC